This is a messenger RNA of Myiozetetes cayanensis, 475 nucleotides long. RefSeq names its product ribosomal protein L36 (gene RPL36). The record is from RefSeq and is a predicted model, not a curated record. Gene Ontology annotation, molecular function: structural constituent of ribosome. The transcript is spliced from 3 exons. Bases 114 to 431 code for a protein of 105 amino acids. Gene Ontology annotation, cellular component: cytosolic large ribosomal subunit; ribosome. Lineage: Eukaryota; Metazoa; Chordata; Aves; Passeriformes; Tyrannidae. Gene Ontology annotation, biological process: cytoplasmic translation.
CGCCCCGCGCGCUCUCGCUCUUUCCGGCCGGGCGCCAUUGCCGGGGCUGUGGCGGCUCCGGUCCAUCCCAGUCCAUCCCGCUCCAUCCGCGCCCGUCGGGCCGCGCCGCAGCCAUGGCCAUCCGCUACCCCAUGGCCGUGGGCCUCAACAAGGGCUACAAGGUGACCAAGAACGUGUCCAAGCCCCGGCAGUGCCGCCGCCGCGGGCGCCUGACCAAGCACACCAAGUUUGUGCGGGACAUGAUCAGGGAGGUCUGUGGCUUCGCGCCCUACGAACGCCGCGCGAUGGAGCUGCUCAAAGUGUCCAAGGACAAACGUGCUUUGAAGUUCAUCAAGAAGCGGGUUGGCACUCACAUCCGGGCCAAGAGGAAGCGGGAGGAACUCAGUAAUGUCCUGGCAGCCAUGAGAAAAGCUGCUGCAAAGAAGGAUUGAGUUGUACAGGCUGUGACACAAUAAAGUCCUUUCUCCCAAAAUCA